AUGCCGUGUUCAGACCACGAUAUCCUCCAGCAACUCAUUUCUAAGCCAAGAAAUGUAGCAGAGGAUUUUUCACGUAGAGCAGGUUUUCCGAGCGUUGUGGGAGCUCUAGAUGGGACUUAUAUUCCAAUUAGUGGGCCGUCAAAUUAUAGAGACUCCUACAUUUGCAGGAAAGGUUAUCCAGCCAUGCACUUACAAGCAGUCUGCGACAGUGAUCUGAAGUUCUUGGAUGUAUUCUCUGCCUACCCUGGUUCUGUGCACGAUGCACGAGUAUUCAAAAAUAGCCCUCUUUACCAAGCACUUCAGGAGCUCCCUCCAAAGUUCCAUCUACUUGGAGACUCCGCCUACCCUUUAACAACUUUUCUCUUGACACCAUUUCGUGACAAUGAUCAUCUGUCUACUGAGCAAAAAUGCUAUAACAGUGCCCAUAGCUCAACACGUGUAGACAUUGAAAGAUGUUUUGGGUUACUUAAAGGUAAAUUUCGAAAACUGAAAUUUUUAGACAUGCAUAAAGUUGAAGAAAUUCCAAGCAUGAUUAUUGUAUGUUGUGCACUGCAUAAUUUCAUCAUUAUGCAUGAAAAGGAUUAUGAGCCCGAUACUGAAGUUGAAAUUGAGCAGAGAGGUGAGAAUUUGUUACAUGAUUUUGAUAAUGAUGAAGGAGAAAGUGUCUCUGGACAGUGCAAAAGACAAGAGAUCAUGCACUUGCUAGCAUGA
Molecule: messenger RNA, 711 nt
Organism: Saccostrea echinata
Lineage: Eukaryota; Metazoa; Mollusca; Bivalvia; Ostreida; Ostreidae
Product: putative nuclease HARBI1
Exons: 1
Coding region: 1-711 (236 amino acids)
Source: RefSeq, a predicted model, not a curated record